UCUUGGCUGUGGUAAAGAUGGCGUCCAUCAUGGAGGGGCCGCUUAGCAAGUGGACUAACGUUAUGAAAGGCUGGCAAUACCGUUGGUUUGUUUUAGACUACAAUGCUGGGCUGCUCUCAUACUAUACGUCAAAAGAUAAGAUGAUGCGAGGAUCCAGAAGAGGCUGUGUACGACUCCGGGGUGCUGUCAUUGGCAUUGAUGACGAGGACGACAGCACAUUCACUAUCACUGUGGACCAAAAGACCUUCCAUUUUCAAGCUCGAGAUGCAGAUGAGCGGGAAAAGUGGAUCCACGCCUUAGAGGGAACGAUCCUCCGUCACACCCUCCAGCUCCGGGAGGCAGAGACAGGAUUUGUUCCCAGUGUCCAGGACUUUGACAAGAAGCUAGCUGAAGCCGAUGCCUAUCUCCAAAUUUUGAUUGACCAGUUAAAGCUGUUUGAUGAGAAGAUCAAGGACUGCAAAGAGGAUGAAUCACGCAGAAAAAUAGAAAAUUUAAAGGAAACUACGUGUAGUAUGGUAGAAUCCAUCAAGCACUGUAUAGUAUUGCUGCAAAUUGCCAAGGACCAAAGUAACGAACAACAACACGCAAACGGACUUAUAAGCACCAUCAACCCUGUGGAUGGGAUCUACCAGCCUCCUCUGGACGCCCCUGUAGUCAACACCACAAUGCCAACACAGGCAGCGCUCCCCUCUGAUGCUCAGGUGUGUAAAUCAGACCAACGACCCUCAACGUUACCUGUUGGAUCCGUUACAGUGAUGGGCAGUUUGCAGACGCCUACUCCUAACAGCACAGGGAGUGGCCCUUCAGUCCCAAGCAGCGGCGUUACCUCCCCGGCUCACAUCCCUUUACCCUCACAUUCAGUGCCAGACUUCUCCUAUUCUUCUAGUGAAGACGAGUUUUAUGAUGCUGACGAGUUUUAUCAGAGCAGCACCUCACCAAAACACUGCAUAGAUCCCUCAGGGCCUCAAGCUGCUUCUCCCAAUACCAAUGAAGACACAGCAUUAAAACGACCCAACACCACAGAGUCCCUCAACUCAUCAAUGUCCAAUGGCACCACAGAAGCAGACCAGUUUGAUAGCCACGAUGAUCGCGAUGAUGAUGGUGAGGGUGAGUCUGUGGAGGAGCACAAGAGUGUCAUUAUGCACUUGCUUUCUCAAGUUCGACUGGGCAUGGACCUCACAAAGGUAGUCUUGCCUACCUUUAUUCUAGAAAGGAGAUCUUUAUUAGAAAUGUAUGCAGACUUUUUUGCACAUCCUGACCUGUUUGUAAGUAUUGCUGAGCAGCCAGAACCCAGAGAGCGCAUGGUUCAAGUUGUAAAAUGGUACCUGUCAGCAUUCCAUGCAGGAAGGAAAGGCUCAGUGGCCAAAAAACCUUACAAUCCAAUUUUAGGAGAGGUCUUCUAUUGCCAUUGGGAUCUGCCAAAUGAGACAACUGAAGAGAUUUCCACACAAAUGGAGACUGUCUCAGAUGGGCCUGUCCCAUGGGCUUCCUCUAACAGUGUGUGUUUUGUAGCAGAGCAGGUCUCUCACCACCCUCCUAUUUCUGCUUUUUAUGCCGAGUGUUUAAAUAGGCAGAUCCAGUUCAAUGCUCACAUCUGGACCAAAUCUAAGUUCCUUGGCAUGUCCAUUGGUGUUCACAAUAUUGGUCAAGGUUGUGUUUCAUGUUUGGAGCAUGAUGAACAUUACAUUCUUACCUUUCCAAAUGGAUAUGGCAGAUCAAUCUUGACAGUGCCUUGGGUGGAGCUGGGUGGAGAGUGCAACAUCUCAUGCUCUAAAUCAGGAUACAGUGCCAACAUUGUAUUUCACACAAAACCAUUCUACGGAGGCAAAAAGCACAGGAUCACGGCUGAGAUCUUCCCACCAAAUGAUAAGAAGUCUUUCUGUUCCAUUGAAGGGGAAUGGAAUGGAGUCAUGUAUGCCAAGUGGGCAACUGGAGAGAACACUGUUUUUAUUGACACCAAAAAGAUGGGUAUAAUCAAGAAGAAAGUCAGAAAGCUAGAAGAUCAGCUAGAGUAUGAAUCGAGAAAACUGUGGAAAGAUGUGACUCAAAACUUGAAGCUGAAAGACAUCGAUGCAGCGACAGAAGCUAAACAUCGUUUGGAGGAGAAACAAAGAGCAGAAGCCAGAGAACGAAAAGAGAAUGAGCAACAAUGGGAGACCAGAUUAUUCCAUGAAGACGGGGAGUGCUGGGUCUACGAUGAGCCUCUACUGAAGAGAAUAACUGAUCAGAGGCAUUAAAGACUCUCCUGUACUUAUGCAUACAUUGAUGCACAUAUAGCAGAGGCUUCAUAAGAACUCUGGCAUAAAAAACUAUUGUUUUCUAAACCUUGGACAAAACUGACGAUAAAAUGUAUACAGUUUUGCAUUUGACUGUAAAACGUAUGGAGGUGAAUGACAUGGAUGCAACCAUAAUAUUAGUAAUAAGCCUCUUUUGGCAAUCUCAGUUCACCAUCAGAGAGACCGGUCAACAUCACGACUGCAGCAGAGAUGGAGCAACAUAACAGCUCUCAUUCUUCAACUUCACAGCCCCUCUCAGCUUCAUGGGACAAACCUGCAGGUCCUAUUUUCCUGCACUUUUAAAGAAGCGGGACAGAGGUGUGGUUGGUAAUAUUCAGAUGAAAUAAACCUUAAAUAAAUCCGUGAUCUACAUCUCAGGGAAUAUGGUGACUGGAGAGAAAGCUGCUGGUCCCUCAAAAUUUCUGAUGGCCUUAUAACAUUGGAACUGACUGAAUCUUAAAGGGCCUGGAGAAUGUCACUACUUGCCUGCAACCAGUUACAGCUGUUAUAUAGAUAAAUAUUGAUGGAUAUAUAGUAUAAAUAUAUAUUAUUUUUUAUUUUCAUUGCUUUUGGGCAGUAGUGUAACAAACAAUGACAUCGACGUGGCUUUGCAUCUUUAUAAAUCAUUCCAGUUUUUCAUCUUGUGUUUCAGUUUUAUUUAAUUUUUGCCUUUACCACAUAAAACUUUGUGUUGAUUCCAAAGCUAGAGCAUGCUGUUAUGGAGAUGAGGGCUAGAUGCAAUUACAUUGUGUCAAACAAGUGUAGUGUCAACUAUGCCAAAAAAAAUAAUAAAAUAAAAUAAAGGCCAAUCCAAAGACACAGAGAAAGGAAGCCCAUUUUCUCUUAUUAAUUUGGAGGCAGACUGACCUAUGUCAGUCACACUCAUGUGAGUGUAGAAUCUCCCAUAAUCCCUGGCAGUUUUGAAAGAUGACAUCUUCAGAAGCACUGUGGUGUUUUAAAAGUGCUGCUCAACAACUCUCACUACAGUCUACAAUUAUUUUAAUGACUUUUUGUUUUUAUCAUUGAUUGGCAUUGUUCUACAUGCUUAUUGCAAUACUUUAUCCUCAAUUGACCCAUUAUUCAUUCUUUUAUACACAUGUUUCAAUACAAAUGCAAUUAUAUGUGGAUGAGAAACAAAAAUAAAUCAUUUUCAGCAAAAUUGUAAUUAUGUUGUAGUCUUGACGUAUUUUUAUGUCACAAUUUCAAUUAUAUGUACGGUGGCCUUUCAUAUUUUAUUUCACACUUUUUUCAUAACUUAUAUCUAAUAUUUUUUAUAUUCUUCUAGUUGUUGAUUCUGCUUUAUUUUAAAUUGAGACAUGGCUAUUUCAAUAAUGUGAUUUUUGUUUUUAGAUAUUGAAAAAUCACAAUUUGUUCCGAGUCUCGGAGACUUUUAAUCUAACCGCUGUGCACUACUUUGUUUGUGCAGGAGGGGCGCUAGUGACACAUGUCCCACAAACCAAUGCGCCAUUUCGGUAUAAAUAGGCUGAGCGUCGACUGAUCUGCCUCAUUCACUCCCGAAAUACAUGGAGUUAUGAAGGCCAGCGUCAUACAACUUUUUUGGUGGAGUAUUUAAAUGCUGCAGUGGGGACGGAAUACUCAACAGACUGUCAGCAGGGUCGAGAUGCCAGCUGAUGAAUCAUUGAUUUUUGAGAUGAAUGAACAGAUCUUUACACAGGCUGCUGGGGGUGGAUGAAAUGCCUUUUAAAUCCAAACUCUACGAUGCGCCCCCUGAGGUCAAAUGCAAUGCUUUCCUUGAAGGAUUUGAUUGAUACCUGAUUUGGUUCUGGUUGACUGCGUUGUGGCUUUGAAGAACCUGCCUCUGGCAUUUGUCUUGGUUAGUACUUUAUUUAUUUUCCCAUACCCCUGCUCGUCUCAAACUGAUACAAUGAUGACUGCAUAGUUCAGCAGACCUUCUGUGAAGAACGAUGUCUUUCGCUCCUAUCUGAUAUGGUGUCUAGGAAUGACUGGCUCUUGAUGUUCCAGCCCUUGGUCCCAAGCAAUCUGGAUGUACUGUUGGCUUGAGUCGCUGUGGUACAGGCCUUGAAGCAUGUCUUUAUCCACCAGAAGAUCAACUCUGUGCUGCUGCCAAGGCCCUCCUUUAAUGUUGGUACCUACUCAGGUUAAUUCUGAUGGUGGAUUCCUGUCCAGAAACCUGUCUUUAUUGAAGUGGAAACUGUCAAAUUACUAUUUAAAAAAUAAAUGUUUGAUCAAUAUAGUUGCUAUUCAAUAAAGUGGUUAAUGUAA
Molecule: messenger RNA, 4520 nt
Organism: Boleophthalmus pectinirostris (great blue-spotted mudskipper)
Lineage: Eukaryota; Metazoa; Chordata; Actinopteri; Gobiiformes; Gobiidae
Gene: osbpl9
Product: oxysterol binding protein-like 9
Exons: 37
Coding region: 18-2237 (739 amino acids)
Cellular component (GO): cytosol; intracellular membrane-bounded organelle; membrane
Molecular function (GO): sterol binding
Source: RefSeq, a predicted model, not a curated record